UUGCAGAAGGUAGGCACAGUUGUUUCAAACUGAGAACGGACGACCAUUUCUCUGGUGAUUUGGUUCAGUAUUGUUUUGGAUUCCCUCGGAGCUAGCUGGGUGAAAAAUUAAUAACAUAUCGCAGAGACCUUGGUGUUACGAACGAAUGCAAACGAUUGUGCGGGCGAUUAAUUUCACUCGAUGCGACGAUCUCUGUCCGGUGUACAGUACAGUGGUGAUGUUGACACGUGACAAUAAUUAUUGACGGUUUGAUAAACAAAAAAAUCUGAAUCCGAACGAUUGAUUGUGGCUGUUUGAAUAAGUUUGAAAUGGUGUCGCUUUCCAGAGUAUUCUCAAACAAAAAACUCCUCUUCGGAGGGGGCAUCGUACUGGUGACGGUGAUAGCCAUCGCAAUAGCGGUCCCGUUGGCCAUCAACGGCGGGGAAAAGGCCGAACCAGAGCCAACGAAUCAAUUUUUCGGCCGAACCGUCCUCGAUGAGGUUCCCCUGAUAGAUGGGCACAAUGAUCUCCCACACAACUUGUACUCGUACGAGCGGAACAAGAUCAACAACUUUAACCUUGAUCAGGACCUGCGGCAGGUUCCGGUUUGGUCCGAGUCCCCAUACAGUCACACCGACAUCCCUCGGCUUCUGGAGGGGAAAGUAGGGGCACAAUUUUGGGUAGCCUACGUCGCCUGCAAAACCCAAUACAAGGACGCCAUCCCUCGAACGUUGGAACAGAUCGACGUCAUCAAACGCAUGGUGGCCAAAUAUCCGCAGUACAUGAAGUACGUAACGUCAGCCGAUGGCAUCGAGGAAGCUUUCCGGGAGAAGAAGAUCGGUUCCCUGAUUGCCGUCGAAGGCGGUCAUUCGAUGGAUUCGCGACUGGCUUUGCUACGAAUUUACUACGAACUGGGCGUUCGAUACAUGACCUUGACCCAUUCCUGUAAUACUCCCUGGGCAGAUGCUUCUCCGGUUGAUAAUUCGCCGGAAGGUCCGAUGAACGACCUGACCGUUUGGGGGCGUGAAGUAGUUUGGGAGAUGAAUCGUUUGGGUAUGCUGGUAGAUCUUUCGCACGUUAGUCACGGCGUUAUGAAGGAAGCGCUGGAGCAUUCGAAGGCACCGAUUAUCUUCAGCCAUUCUUCCUCGUAUCAGGUGUAUCCACAUCACAGAAACGCUCGGGAUGAUGUGUUGAAGACGCUCAUUUCCAACGGUGGACUCAUAAUGGUCACAUUCUAUCCGGGAUUCAUCGGAGGGGCGCGGAACAUAGACGAAGCCAUUCAACAUCUGAACCACAUCAAAUCCAUAACGGGGCCGGAUCACAUCGGCAUCGGGGGCGAUUACGACGGCAUCGAGGCGGUCCUGGAGGGCCUAGAGGAUGUUUCCAAGUAUCCGGACCUAUUCGAUAUGCUGGCCAAUGGAGCCUUCCGAAAUGGAACCACAUUUGAACCCUGGACCCGCGAGGAUCUGCGCAAGCUGGCUGGAGAAAAUUUGCUCCGAGUGUUUAGGGCUGUCGAAAAGGUUCGGGACGAGAUGGUUGGGGUGCCACCCUAUGAAGACUUGCUGCCCUAUCAGGAAUACGUCAAGGCCGGCGUCGAGGAUCAACCGUGUAUGAGUGACUUGGACAUUCACAAGGACUGAAGGAGGAAAUCAUACUUUUAAGAUAACGAAAGACUGUGAAUAUUUUUGGUGAAGAGUCAGGGAUAGUAGAUUUCUAAGAGGAAAAAAAACAAUUGUUAAAUUAAA
Messenger RNA from Uranotaenia lowii, 1724 nucleotides. Its product is annotated as dipeptidase 1-like. Gene Ontology annotation, molecular function: metallodipeptidase activity. Bases 309 to 1619 code for a protein of 436 amino acids. The record is from RefSeq and is a predicted model, not a curated record. Gene Ontology annotation, biological process: proteolysis. The transcript has 4 exons. NCBI's taxonomy places the organism in Eukaryota, Metazoa, Arthropoda, Insecta, Diptera, Culicidae.